UCUCUCUGUAACAUAUCUCUACCAACUCCGGUGGUGGACAACUCCGAGCCAUCACAACUGUUUGGGCCCCACCCCUCUCUCUCAAUAACUUUUCCAAAUUAUACGUUAGUUCAUAUUAUACCACUUUUUCCUCCGAUCUCUCUCUUUCUCUCUCUAAAUCCUUCUCUCUUACGCGUCGCGCACACUCUCACUCUCUCUAAAGUCGUGUCACUGAUCCCCUCAAGUCCACAUUUGGCAUCAAUCCCCUCCCUCCCUCCACCCAUUUUACAGAGCAGACUUAGCUUGCCAAGAAAUCAACACACCCUUUUUCUUAUUGAAUAUACCAAUCUUUUAUAGACUCAUUUAUUUAUUUAUUAUUAUUUUCAUCUCAAUUGUUUUUCAGCUUUUCUUCUUCUAUAUGUGGGGUUUGGGUAUUUUAUGAGGUGGGUUAUACAGAGUGGCCCAAAACUGGUGUUUCAUCCACAACAUUGCCUCCUUUUUGAGGAUUUCAGGGGAAUGAAAGGUCGAUUUCAGAGUUGGGUUUGUUGAUUUGAAGAGUUGGGUUUUGAGGGAUUGGGGUGGUAAUGGAAACAAGAGGGACGCUUGUUGCUGGGUCUCACAAUAGGAAUGAGUUUGUGCUCAUCAAUGCUGAUGAGACUGCACGGAUCAAGUCCGUGAAAGAAUUGAGUGGCCAAAUUUGCCAGAUUUGUGGAGAUGAGGUGGAGAUUACAGUAGAUGGAGAGCUCUUCAUUGCCUGCAAUGAAUGUGCUUUUCCUGUUUGCAGAACUUGCUAUGAAUAUGAGAGAAGAGAGGGAAAUCAGGUUUGCCCUCAAUGCAAAACGCGAUACAAGCGCAUUAAAGGUAGUCCUAGGGUUGAGGACGAUGAGGAAGAGGAUGACAUUGAUGAUUUGGAACACGAGUUUAACUUUAGGAACCUUGAUGGUUUGGGCCCUCAACAAGCUGCAGCGGGGUUGCUCUCUGCGCGCCUUGGCACUGGAUGUGGCGGCCAUGCUAGUACGUCUAAAACCUCAACAUGCUCGGGACAUAAUUCCUCUCCCCACAGUCCUGAAGUCCCUCUCUUGACCUACGGUGUAGAGGAUGAUGUGAUUUCUUCUGGUCAACAUGCUCUUGUGGUACCUCCAAACAUGGGUCAAAGAAAUGGAGGUCAUCCAUUACCUUUUUCUGAUCCAUCUGUGUCUUUGCAACCUAGACCAAUGGUUCCUGAGAAAGACAUAGCAGGAUAUGGGUACGGGAGUGUUGCAUGGAAGGAUAGAAUGGAGGAGUGGAAAAAAAGGCAGAGUGACAAACUUCAGGUGGUCAAGCACCAAGGAGAAAAUGGUGGUCAGGGCUUUGACGGUGAUCUACUGGAUGAUCCUGAUUUGCCUCUGAUGGAUGAAGGUAGGCAACCACUAUCGAGGAAGUUGCCCAUUGCUUCAAGCAAGAUAAAUCCAUACAGAUUGAUAAUUAUACUCCGCCUCGUAAUUCUCGGCUUCUUCUUUCAUUACCGAAUUCUCAAUCCAGUUCAUGAUGCAUAUGGAUUGUGGAUGACAUCAGUUGUAUGUGAAAUAUGGUUUGCUAUAUCAUGGAUUCUGGAUCAGUUCCCGAAAUGGUGUCCAAUAGAGCGAGAAACAUAUCUUGAUCGGCUUUCACUUAGGUAUGAAAAAGAAGGGAAGCUGUCUGAGUUAGCUAAUGUAGACAUCUUCGUAAGUACAGUUGAUCCUCUGAAAGAACCUCCGCUGAUCACUGCAAAUACCGUUCUAUCAAUCCUCGCAGUGGAUUAUCCAGUUGAUAAAGUUUCGUGUUAUGUAUCUGAUGAUGGUGCUGCUAUGCUUACUUUUGAAGCUCUUUCUGAGACAUCUGAAUUUGCUAGGAAAUGGGUCCCCUUCUGCAAAAAGUUUAAUAUUGAGCCACGUGCCCCAGAAUGGUACUUCUCUCAGAAGAUUGACUAUCUAAAAGACAAAGUUCAUCCAGAAUUCGUGAGGGAACGGCGUGCUAUGAAGAGAGAAUAUGAAGAAUUUAAAGUUCGAAUCAAUUCAUUGGUUUCCACGGCACAAAAGGUUCCUGAGGAAGGUUGGACAAUGCAGGAUGGAACUCCAUGGCCUGGGAACAAUGUUCGGGACCAUCCUGGCAUGAUCCAGGUAUUCCUUGGCCAAAAUGGUGUUCGUGAUCUUGAUGGAAAUGACUUACCUCAUCUGGUUUAUGUUUCUCGUGAGAAGAGGCCAGGGUUUGAUCACCAUAAAAAAGCAGGAGCCAUGAAUUCUCUGGUGCGGGUUUCAGCAGUUAUCUCAAAUGCUCCUUAUAUUCUGAAUGUUGAUUGUGACCAUUAUAUCAACAAUAGCAAGGCACUUAGAGAAGCCAUGUGUUUCUUGAUGGACCCCACUUCAGGAAAGACAGUUUGCUAUGUGCAGUUUCCUCAAAGAUUUGACGGGAUUGAUCGUCAUGAUAGAUACUCAAACCGGAAUGUUGUAUUCUUUGAUAUCAACAUGAAAGGAUUAGAUGGUUUACAAGGACCAAUAUAUGUUGGAACGGGGUGUGUCUUCAGAAGGCAAGCUUUUUAUGGAUUUGAUGCUCCUGUCAAGAAGAAGCCUCCUGGCAAGACCUGCAACUGUUGGCCAAAGUGGUGCUGUUUGUGUUGUGGCUCUAGGAAGAACAAGAAAGGAAAGCCAAAGGAGAAGAAGAAGAAAAUGAAGCACAAGGAGGCAUCUAAGCAGAUACAUGCACUAGAAACUAUUGAAGAGGGUAUUGAAGAAAUAAGCAUAAAAAAUUCAUCUCAGAAGCCACAAGUAAAACUUGAGAAGAAAUUUGGGCAAUCUUCUGUAUUCGUAGCCUCCACACUCUUGGAGAAUGGUGGUAUUCCUCAGGAAGCCAGUUCUGCAUUGCUUUUAAAAGAAGCCAUUCACGUUAUCAGCUGUGGAUAUGAAGUCAAAACAGAGUGGGGAAAAGAGGUUGGCUGGAUAUAUGGCUCUGUGACAGAGGAUAUAUUGACAGGAUUCAAAAUGCAUUGCCAUGGCUGGAGGUCUGUGUAUUGUAUGCCAAAGCGACCUGCAUUUAAGGGGUCAGCUCCCAUCAACCUUUCUGAUCGUCUUAACCAGGUUCUUCGUUGGGCCCUUGGAUCUGUUGAGAUUUUCUUGAGCAAACACUGUCCAAUUUGGUAUGGCUAUGGGGGUGGAUUGAAAUGGUUGGAGCGAUUUUCCUAUAUAAACUCAGUUGUAUAUCCUUGGACUUCCAUUCCUUUGAUUGUUUACUGCACCUUGCCAGCCGUCUGCCUUCUCACUGGGAAAUUUAUCGUCCCCGAGAUCAGUAACUAUGCCAGCCUUGUGUUUCUGGCUCUCUUCAUAUCCAUCGCUGCAACGGGUGUCAUUGAAAUGCAGUGGGGUGGUGUUGGAAUUGACGACUGGUGGAGAAAUGAGCAGUUUUGGGUGAUCGGAGGCGUAUCAUCGCACCUCUUUGCUCUCUUCCAGGGUUUGCUCAAAGUUUUAGCUGGUGUCAACACGAACUUUACUGUCACCUCCAAAGCAGGAGAUGAUGGAGAAUACUCUGAGCUUUACCUCUUCAAGUGGACAUCAUUAUUAAUCCCUCCAACAACCUUGUUGAUUACAAAUAUAAUUGGGGUCGUGGUCGGGAUUUCGAAUGCCGUUAACAUUGGCUAUGAUUCAUGGGGUCCCCUGUUCGGUAGGCUAUUUUUCUCCAUCUGGGUCAUUGUCCACCUCUAUCCAUUCCUUAAAGGACUGCUUGGGAAACAGGAUAGACUGCCAACUAUCAUUUUGGUCUGGUCGAUUCUGUUGUCUUCAAUAUUAACCCUUUUGUGGGUCAGAAUCAACCCAUUUGUGUCGAGAGACGGUCCUGUGCUGGAAGUUUGUGGUUUAGAUUGUGACUAAGAUAUUAUCCAAAGUACAACUUCAGAUAGUUUGUGUCGAAAAUCGAUGGUUUUGGAGUUGCAGAAGGAAUUUUUUCAACCAACCAGACCUAUAUAUCGAUGGGCAUCAUUUUGCAUUAAUGAGAAAUAUCAUAGAGAAUUUUUGUGGAAGGAAAAAUAUAGCUGGAGGGUGUGUAGAUAAAAAAAUGGGAGUGGAGACUUUGAUAUUUGUUUCACAAUUGUUUCAUUUAUUCUCUUGUUAGAUAUCAGUUUUGGGGCUUUUGGUAUUUUUGUAUUUCUUCAUUUAUAUAAUCAAAUUAUAAAUUAUCUUUUUCUCAA
This is a messenger RNA of Cornus florida, 4174 nucleotides long. RefSeq names its product cellulose synthase A catalytic subunit 2 [UDP-forming]-like. NCBI's taxonomy places the organism in Eukaryota, Viridiplantae, Streptophyta, Magnoliopsida, Cornales, Cornaceae. The coding region runs from base 564 to 3857 and encodes 1097 amino acids. Gene Ontology annotation, cellular component: trans-Golgi network; plasma membrane. The record is from RefSeq and is a predicted model, not a curated record. The transcript is spliced from 14 exons. Gene Ontology annotation, biological process: cellulose biosynthetic process; plant-type primary cell wall biogenesis. Gene Ontology annotation, molecular function: cellulose synthase (UDP-forming) activity.